UUUAUGUCUAUACUCCAUUAUCAUUCAUAUCAUUAUCAAUUGGAAACUAACCCUCUGGUCAUAGACUGUGUAUACAGCAAUUCUUAUAUUAUUCUCAUUAAAUUAAAAUUGUUGUUACAAGUGAAUCAUCUUUAAAUAAUUGAGUUUUAACUAUGUUUAAUGUAUCAAAUGUAUCUAUCUCAAAAACAGCCAAUUCAAAAUAUGUAAAGCCGUUUUCUAUCAAUUACACAUUGAAUGGUUUUAAGAAGACUUGGGAUUUAAUAGAAACUCAUAAUAGUGUUUCCAUUGUCAUAUACAACCACACCAGAAAUGUUUUAGUAUUUGUAAAGCAGUUCAGGCCAGGUGUUUAUAUCAACUCAAUACCAGAAGAGGAUAGGGUGAGUCCAAUUGAUACUAACAAGUAUCCCUCAAGCCUGGGUGUGACUUUAGAGCUGUGUGCUGGAAUCAUCGACAAAGACAAACCUCUCGAGCAAAUCGCUCGAGAAGAAAUUUUAGAAGAAUGUGGCUAUGAUGUUCCUCUUGACAAAAUUAAGAAAAUUAAAAAUUACAGGGGAGCUGUAGGAUUUGCUGGAGAACACCAGACACUUUUCUAUGCUGAAGUCACCGAUAAUAUGAAAGUAAGCCAAGGAGGAGGAGUAGCUGAGGAAGGUGAAUUUGUAGAAGUUGUAGAAAAGACUUUGCCAGAAGCCAAGCAAAUGCUCGAAGAAGAAACCUUUAAUUCUCCACCUGAAUUUUUGUAUGGUCUGCUGUGGAUUUUCCAUUAUAUAUUUCCAAACGUAUAGGCCAUUAUUUCUUAAAGUUUCUCAUUCCACACACCAUAUGUAUUAUUAGAUAGAAUAAUUUUAUCAGUUACCAUUUUAAACUAUCUAAAUUCAAUCAUUUUGCAUAGCUUAACAAGUUUACUAUGUAAUAUGAUUCAACAGUGAUUCAUAGUUCACUUUAAGUUUUAGAACCCUAUCACAUUUCACAAAGCUGACUGUUAUAUUUUUUGGACCAUUUGUAUCCCUUGUUCCUGCCAGUUUCAGCUGUUGUAAAAAAGCUGUUGUCUGUUGUGUUAUUGCAUCAGCCAACAGCUUAGACGCUACAGAUUAGAUCUUUAAUAUGUUUCUCAAGUUCUGGAGCUUUAUUCAAUAAUUCAGUAUUGGCCUAAUUGAAUAGAAAUAGUGUGGGACAUGAGUUAUGGGUGGUUCACCAAAACACCAUACACUCCAUAACAAAACACAACCUUGUAGCUCUGCCAAUUUCACCAAGAACACUGUAGCGCUUACUUACACUAAACUAUCAGAAAUCAAGGUCCAUCCAGUGACUUACUUCCCAAUAUGAGAUUGAUUACCAAAUUUAACAAUGCAACAACAAACAUUUUAAAUCUAUCUCAAGGCCAGGAUGACUAUGUAUAGCUUUUGAACAAAUCUUAUAGCAUUAUGCAUACAAGACAAUAAAACCUAUAGCUUUGUGCAUACAAGACAACAAACCCUAUAGCAUUGUACAUACAACAUAACAAAAUCUAUAGAAUUCUGCAUACAAGAUAACAAACCCUAUAGUAUUGUAUAUACAACAUAACAAAAUCUAUAGAAUUGUGUAUACAAGACUACAAACCUUAUAGCAUUAUACAUACAAACAAUAAACAUGUCCAAACUUUAACUGCAAUUAUUUUUAGUUGAGAAUGAGAGUGUGAAGCAGGCAAAUCAAGAGGUGAUGUGUUUCAUACAUGAAAAUUUUUUACCAAGCAUUGGGAAAUGUGUAAAAUAAGAAGCUUAUUGAAAUUAUAAUCUAAGGUGCCAAGAAAUUUUUGUGACAGUACAGUUAGAGAGAGAGAGAUUUAGAAAAAUUCUAAAAUUUUUAUAAUUUAGAGUUUUUCAUUUUAAAAUAAUGGUUAAAUUUUUGAAAAAUAAUAUAUUUUUUUUUAUUAUUUCACACAUAUUAGGUACAAUAGCAUCAUACUAUUCUUAUUGUUUACUAUGGAUAAGAUUUAAAAACUGCAUAUUAGAUUUACAAACGUUUAAAUAAUGAAAACAGAUUUAUAAAUUUGUAAAGAAAUGUAAUGAUUAAAAACAAAGAAAUAAAGAUAUUUUAAUGUUUGAAAUCUGA
Molecule: messenger RNA, 2088 nt
Organism: Homalodisca vitripennis (glassy-winged sharpshooter)
Lineage: Eukaryota; Metazoa; Arthropoda; Insecta; Hemiptera; Cicadellidae
Product: uridine diphosphate glucose pyrophosphatase NUDT14-like
Exons: 6
Coding region: 153-782 (209 amino acids)
Biological process (GO): nucleoside phosphate metabolic process; ribose phosphate metabolic process
Molecular function (GO): metal ion binding; UDP-sugar diphosphatase activity
Source: RefSeq, a predicted model, not a curated record